Molecule: messenger RNA, 1563 nt
Organism: Sugiyamaella lignohabitans
Lineage: Eukaryota; Fungi; Ascomycota; Dipodascomycetes; Dipodascales; Trichomonascaceae
Gene: NRG1
Product: putative zinc finger protein
Exons: 1
Coding region: 1-1563 (520 amino acids)
Source: RefSeq, a predicted model, not a curated record
AUGGCAUAUGUCCAGCAAAAGGCUAUCCAACAUGCCCCUCACCACCAUCAUAAUCACCACCAUGAAGAUGCAAAGUAUCUGUCUUCUUCCAUGCCAACGUCUUUAGGUUUGAAUGGAUAUCAACCCAGACAUCAAAGACAGAACUCCAACUCGGCGGCCAACGGAAGUUCCGCCUCAAGUUCAUCCACAGGUGUGCCAUCGGGAAUCUCGCCAUCUCCCACAUCAAGUCCAAGUCCUACCAUUCCUUCACAACAACCUCCCAGCCAACAGCAGUCUUCUGCUGCUAAUGCUGCACUUCCCAGUGUUCCUUACUACAAAUUAGCAGUUCAUAAUUCAUCUUCGCAACAGAUCCCCAACUCUCCACAAUCCAAUCCUCAUCAGUCCGGUUUAGGUGCUGCGGGAUCUCCACAGAACUUCCCCACUCUCUCGAGGAAAUUUGUCGCUAGACGUAUUUCCGAGGGAGAAACCGGUCGUCUCAAGGAAGAACUCAAAUGUCAAGCCUGUGGAAAGGGAUAUAAACAUGUCUCUUCCCUUGCUAAGCAUUUAUGGGAACACACUCCUGAAUGGAAUGUUACCUCAAAACUGCUCAUUUCCAAGCACCAACAAGUACAGCUUUUAGAAGCCGCUUCGAUUCUGGUGUCUAUGAAUGAAGAAGACGAAGAGGAAGAAGAUCAAGGCCAUGUUCCUACUUUUGACUUCUCCAGAGGCUCGUACUUGGGUAAAUCCACCAACAGCUACUUUACCCAUCCAAGCCCACCCCCUGGAUCCAAUGGUUCCGGUUCAAAGGUUGCUGCUGCCAACGGUUUUGCUAAUGGUUUUGCCAAUGGCAUCAACGGAGUCAACGGAGUCAACGGUGUGAACAGUGUCAACGGAGUCACUGGAGUCAACGGAGCUACUAACGGAUACUACACCUCCUCCGGAACUGCUUUGACUCCUCCACCAACAAGUGGAUCCAACAGUUCGAGCGGUACCCCUACUUUGGAACCCACCAGCAGCUCGAAUGCCGUACCAGGAGCCGAAUCCAAUGGAGCUAACUACAAUUCCGACUCUUCACCCUCUCCAUCUGCCUCUGGCAACAACAACGCUGCAGUCCCUGUUCCUAGUAUACCCAUUUCUUCCUCAACCCGUGCUAUUUCCAAACACACUUCGACAGCCGCUGCUUCCUCACUUCACUAUGCGAGAAGAUCCUCUAUUGUAUCGGCAGCUUACCCACCUUCUUCAGCUCGAAGAGGAUCCAUCCCGAACGUCUCGUUCACUCCUUCGUCACCGGGAGUUCCCUCUUCCCUUACUCAACGAGCAUCUGCCGCCAGUCUGUCGAAAUCCCCCAUUGUGACCGACUCGCUCUUCAACAGCGAUUACAGCCACUCUCACAAACUCAACGACGAGUACGAGAUGCUCGCGACCCCCUACCGCUCGAGACGCCUGUCUCACAUGAGAAGAUCUCGCGGCGACAUAUUUAAUGACAACCCGUCUCCUCCAGAAGACCACGACGACGAUAAGGCCCACAGUCACUCCAACGGCGACGAGUCGAACUCUGGUGUAUUUGGCGACAUGGACGAUUAA